AUGGCCAGCUCCAGUUUUCAACACACGGUCUGUGGGUCAGUGACAUUUAGGGAUGUGGCUGUUGACUUCUCUAAGGAGGAAUGGGCCUGCCUGGAUGCUACUCAGAAGGACCUAUACAGGGACACGAUGCUGGAGACCUACAGCCACCUCGUCUCAGUGGUGGGGAGUUGCCUUUCCAAGCCACAUCUGAUCACCUUACUAGAGCAGGAGAAAGAGCCCUGGAUGGCUGUGAAGGAAGAAACAGACAGGCCGAGCCCAGAUUUGGAGACAGAUUAUGAUGCUGAAAAUAUAUCUCCAGAAAAUCCUAUUAACAAUGGAAAAUUUCUCAAACAGAACAUAAAGCAGUUAAGUAGAAUUCUUGAUCUCAAGGGCUUUACUUUUAAUAAUGGCCCCAACUAUAUUACAUUCCAUGGAUUAAAGGGUUAUCAAGAAGGAGAUACUGGUCAAAAGGUUACCAACAAAGAAGAAAUGCCUACUUAUAUCUGUGAGACUCUUGCUUACGAUAUAGAAAAACCGUAUAAAUGUAAGGAGUGUGGGAAGUACUUUGGUUGUAGGUCAACUCUCACUCAGCAUCAGACUAUUCAUACUGGAGAGAAACCCUAUGAAUGUAAGGAGUGUGGGAAGGCCUUCAGACUCCCCCAACAGCUUACAAGACAUCAGAAGUUUCACAGUGGUGAGAAACCUUUCAAGUGCAAUGAAUGUGGAAAGGCUUUCCAUCUUCCUGACCUGCUCAAGUACCAUAAAACCAUCCAUACAGGUACAAAACCAUUUGAAUGCAGGGAGUGUGGGAAGGCCUUCAACCGUGUCUCCAACCUUGUUGCUCAUAGGAGUAUACAUGCUGAUGUGAAACCAUAUGAAUGUAAUGAGUGUGGGAAAGCCUUUAAACGUCGCUCAAAUCUUGUGCAACAUCAGAAAAUUCAUUCUGAUGAGAGACCUUUUCAGUGCAAGGACUGUGGGAAAGGCUUCAUUGUUCUGGCACAGCUCACUCGGCACCAGAACAUUCACACUGGAGAGAAAUUGUUUGAAUGUCAUGAAUGUGGGAAGGCCUUCACUCCCCAACAGCUUACAAGACAUCAGAAGUCUCACAGUGGUGAGAAACCUUUCAAGUGCAAUGAAUGUGGAAAGGCUUUCCAUCUUCCUGACCUGCUCAAGUAUCAUAAAACCAUCCAUACAGGUACAAAACCAUUUGAAUGCAGAGAAUGUGGGAAGUCCUUCAACCGUGUCUCCAACCUUGUUGAACAUAGGAUUAUUCAUGCUGAUGUAAAACCAUAUGCCUGUAAUCAGUGUGGGAAAGCCUUUAAACGUCAAAAAAGCCUCAUGCAACAUCAGAAAAUUCAUUCUGGUGAGAGACCCUUUCAGUGCAAGGACUGUGGAAAGGCCUUUAUUGUUCUGAGUCAUCUCACUAGGCACCAAACUAUUCAUACUGGAGAGAAGUCAUUUGAAUGUAAUGAAUGUGGCAAGAAAUUCAGAACUGCCACACACCUUGUUCAGCACCAGAGUAUUCAUACAGGCGAGAAACCCUUUGAAUGUAACAUAUGUGGGAAGGCUUUUCGACUUCAGGUAUACCUUUCUGAACAUCAGAAAACUCACAUGGAAGAGAAACACUUUGAAUGCAAUAUAUGUGGGAAGGUCUUUCGGCUUCAGGUGUACCUUUCUGAGCAUCAGAAAACUCACACUGAAGAAAAGCCCUUCAAGUGUAAGCUCUGUGGGUCAGCCUUCAGAAGUAAGUACCAACUUAGUAAACAUCACACAAUUCAUACUGAUGAAAAACCCUAUCAGUGCAAGGAAUGUGGGAAAUGCUUUCGUCAAAGGUCCAAUUUUACUGAUCACCAGAGUAUUCACACUGGAAAGAAACCCUUCCAAUGUAAAGAAUGUGGGAAGUUUUACAGACUUAAUACACUUCUCAUUCGUCAUCAGAAAUCUCACAGUGGUGAGAGACCUUAUGCAUGUAAAGAAUGUGGAAAGGCUUUUCAUCUUCCCAGUGAACUUAAUAACCAUCAAAUUGUUCAUACAAGUAAGAGACCCUUUGAAUGCAAAGUAUGUGGGAAGUCCUUCAAGCGCGAAUCCACCCUCAUUCAACAUGGGGCUGUUCAUGCCGGUGUGAAAUCAUAUGAAUGCAGCGAGUGUGGGAAAGCCUUUAUUCACCGCUCAAGCCUGUUGCACCAUCGGAAAAUUCAUUCUGAUGAGAAACCUUUUAAGUGUCAGGAAUGUGGAAAGGCCUUCGUUGUUCUGGCAUACCUCACUCGACAUCAGAGCAUCCAUAAUGGAGAGAAAUCAUUUGAAUGUCAGCAGUGUGGGUCAACCUUCAAAUAUAAAUCCCAACUCAAUAAACAUCAGAGAAGUCAUACUGAUGUGAAACUCUUUCAGUUCAUGGAAGGUGGAAAUGACUUUGUUCAUGGAAUAGACCUUAGAAUUAAUCAGGGAGUCUGUACUGGUGAGAGUCCCUUUCAAUGUAAUGAAUAUGGGGAACACUUUCAACAUCACAACCAAUUUUCUUGGACAUACUAGAAUUCAUACUGGUAGGAAACCCUAUCACUGUAAAGAAUGUGGAAAGAACUUCAAUUUGAACUCAGGCCUUCUUUAACAUAAAAGAAUACAUGCUGGUGUCAAACACUAUGAAUGCAAGGAAUGUAGGAACAUUUAUAGAAUUAGCUCAAGUUCCUCAGAGAGUCCAUUGAGGUUUGAAACCAUGUGAGUGAGAAGAAUCAGGAAAAGCUUUUAUUGUAAAUGAUGAGUUUACACAACACAAGGAAAUCUAUAAUAACCAGGAGUCCUAUACAUGUAAGGAAAGUGGAUAAGCCAUUGUAUGAAAAUUUUUCUGAAUAUCAGGGUGCUCAUAUUGUGAAUACUAUGACUUAAAAUAAUGUGGGAACUUUAAUCUGCCCUGGAUAUGGUGAAAUUAGUAUAUUCAUAUACUGUUGCUGCCAAGAAACUCUUUAGAAUGAGGUGGGAAGUGGGUUGUUCAGAGAAGAUAUUUGGUGAGAUUGUAUUUUCAUGUCAGAAAUUCAAGAUAGUGACCAUGAUCUUGAUUUACUUUCCUCUUGUUAGUUGUAUAAAUUUUAUUCAUCAAUCAAUAGUCACCCAGGAUAAUCAAUUUAGGGAAAACAGUUAUUGCAACUGAGAUGUUUUCCUUGUCACCAUCAAUAUUCCAUGGGUCCUAUGAUAUUACACUGGAUGUUUACUUUCUUCUUGCAUAAUUUGUUAAUGGCAGCAUAGUACCAGCCUAAGUUGUAGCAAUGGAGUUAUAAUAGAUAAUAAAAUCCUUCAGAGUAUUUGGUUAGUUCUCAUGGCCUGUAAAAGAGCUUUUAAGAUUUUCUCCUUUUAUGAGCAUUAAUAUAACUGACAUGAAAACUUAAUUGCACUUUAGACAGUUUAGGGAAGUCUCAUGCUUUUACUCACUAUUACAUUUUAAAUAUCAUUCUGGACACAUCUGAUGCAUGAACAUGAAAGGAUUGAAUUGUCCCCAUUCCUUACGUAUUUGUGUGGACAUUUUAAAAAAACACAGUCAUUUAUGAAUAAGUACUUUCUAUUGAUGAAACCCAUAAAAAUUUCAAAAUGUAAAACCCUAUAUUUCAUGCCUUCUGCCCACAUGUAAGUAUACAUUUUUUGAUAGGACACGAAAGUCCACAGGCUCCUCCAUCUCUUAUUCUUGCUAAGGUUAUUUCAGGUUUGACUAGAAUUUGACUAGAAUUUCCAUGUGGAGAAUCUUGUGGAAAAUUGUCCAACUCUACUUAGAAACUGGAGUUCAAAUUACCUCUGCUAAUUUAGCCUGGCUUCUGUUAAGUGCCCUGUGUGUUUAAACCUCUCCCUCCAGCUAUCUGCUUAUUUUGGGUACUGUUAAACUACCUGCUUGUCCAAAAGCUCCCCCUGUAGCUCGUGAACAAGAUAAAUAGGAUAUGGGUUUUCCUCUAAUUGCUGGGGCUAUACUUGGGUUCCAAAUACAUGAAUGUACUCAGAGCUGACUGGAAUAAAGACUUUAAUUUUGAAGUA
Molecule: messenger RNA, 3990 nt
Organism: Rattus rattus (black rat)
Lineage: Eukaryota; Metazoa; Chordata; Mammalia; Rodentia; Muridae
Product: zinc finger protein 780A-like
Biological process (GO): regulation of transcription by RNA polymerase II
Cellular component (GO): nucleus
Molecular function (GO): RNA polymerase II transcription regulatory region sequence-specific DNA binding; DNA-binding transcription factor activity, RNA polymerase II-specific
Source: RefSeq, a predicted model, not a curated record